AUGGAAAAGAAUAAAUGGAUGGAUGGAGAAGGAGAAGAUGAAAAGAAGAUUAUUGACAAUGAUAAUAAUGACUUUGAGUCCGGGUAUUUUCUUCCCAUGAAUAUAAAAAAGGAUGAUUCUAGGUUUCCUUCUGCCAGAGACGUGAAGGAUCGUCCCGAUUAUGAUGAGGGCUGUGAGUUUAUACAAGACUCACUGAAGACGCCUAUCCCGAUUGGAAAACCCUAG
Molecule: messenger RNA, 225 nt
Organism: Entrophospora sp. SA101
Lineage: Eukaryota; Fungi; Glomeromycota; Glomeromycetes; Entrophosporales; Entrophosporaceae
Source: the annotation of a GenBank genome assembly